Artibeus jamaicensis (Jamaican fruit-eating bat) is the source of this 5331-nucleotide messenger RNA. It is a transcript of the gene TMOD3, whose product is annotated as tropomodulin 3. The transcript is spliced from 10 exons. Gene Ontology annotation, cellular component: myofibril; striated muscle thin filament. The record is from RefSeq and is a predicted model, not a curated record. Gene Ontology annotation, molecular function: tropomyosin binding. Bases 254 to 1312 code for a protein of 352 amino acids. NCBI's taxonomy places the organism in Eukaryota, Metazoa, Chordata, Mammalia, Chiroptera, Phyllostomidae. Gene Ontology annotation, biological process: muscle contraction; myofibril assembly; pointed-end actin filament capping.
UGGGUGACGGAGGUCGGGGAACUAGCCGCACCGACAGCGCGGUCGAGUUGGGAUUGCUGCUGGCUGUGGGUCCGGCAACACCUUCGGAAGCAGAAGUAGGCAAGACCGGCGGGUACUGGGAACCGAGGUGGAGGCAGUCCCCGCGGGUCUGUGAAGUAGUCGGUGUCCCCAGCGGGCGCCAGUCAGAUUUAAGAAAAAGGAGAAAUCACUUCUAACUUUAUUGAAUAGUAAUAGCUAAGUGACACUGGAAACAAUGGCGUUACCAUUCCGGAAGGACUUAGAAAAGUACAAGGACCUGGAUGAAGAUGAGCUCCUUGAGAACCUUUCAGAAACAGAACUGAAACAGCUGGAAACUGUUCUGGAUGAUCUUGACCCUGAGAAUGCCCUUCUGCCCGCAGGGUUCCGGCAGAAGAACCAGACCUCGAAGCCCGCCACGGGGCCGUUUGAUAGAGAGCAUCUGCUGUCAUAUCUGGAGAAGGAGGCUCUGGAGUAUAAGGACCGGGAAGACUACGUGCCCUACACUGGAGAAAAAAAAGGGAAAAUAUUUAUCCCUAAACAGAAGCCUAUGCAGACUCUUACAGAAGAAAAAGUAUCUCUUGAUCCAGAAUUAGAAGAAGCUCUGACAGCUGCUUCUGACACAGAAUUGUGUGACCUCGCAGCUAUUCUUGGGAUGCACAAUUUGAUAACAAAUACACAGUUCUGUAAUAUAGUGGGAAGUAGUAAUGGUGUUGACCAAGAACAUUUUUCAAAUGUGGUAAAAGGUGAAAAGAUUCUUCCAGUGUUUGAUGAGCCACCAAAUCCAACCAACGUUGAAGAGAGUUUAAAGAGAAUUAAAGAGAAUGAUGUUCAUCUUGUUGAAGUUAAUUUGAAUAAUAUAAAGAAUAUUCCAAUUCCAACCCUAAAAGAUUUUGCGAAGGCUUUGGAAACCAAUACACACGUGAAAUAUUUCAGUCUUGCAGCCACACGAAGCAAUGACCCUGUUGCUAUUGCUUUUGCAGAUAUGCUGAGAGUGAACAAAAAUUUGAAGAGCUUAAAUGUGGAGUCCAACUUUAUUACAGCAACUGGGAUUCUAGCACUCAUCGAUGCUCUAAGAGAUAAUGAGGCCCUGACAGAGCUCAAGGUUGACAAUCAGAGGCAGCAGCUGGGGACAGCUGUAGAACUGGAAAUGGCCAAGAUGCUUGAGGAAAACACAAAUAUCCUUAAAUUUGGAUAUCAGUUUACACAGCAGGGACCCCGAACCAGGGCAGCAAAUGCUAUAACGAAAAACAAUGACUUAGUCCGCAAGAGACGGGUUGAAGGAGACCAGCAGUGAGCCCGCCACGGUGCAUACGCCUUAGCAGGACUCCGAGAGGGCACCAAGGACUCGAGCUGGUGAUACCAGAUACAGAAUUUUUUCUGGGCAGAAGGGAAAAGACUGGAACUCUUUCUUCAUUUUUUUUUAUCUACAUGUAUAUUUUUUUCUAGUUUAAGUUACCAGUUUCAAAUUGUAAAACAGUAGGUGAUAUUUUAUACUUUAAAGCAUUAUUUUUACUUUCUGCUAAAAAUCAAUUUAAAUUUAGCUUAAUUGAGAGGUUUAUGAUGGGUCUUGGUAAAAUAAAAUACAGUUAUAAGGAAAUUAGUCACUUAUGUAGAAUAAUAUGAACAAUUUAAAGACCAGUCUUUAAAAAAAAGGGGGGGGGACAUUGGCUGAAGUCAGAAUUGCUGUUGCACCUCUGAGGUACAAGGAGCUCCAAAGCUUCCCUCGUUCCAGGACAUGGAGAGCUUUUGUGUUUCAGAAUACGUGAACUUGGCAAGAGUGUGCUUUUUGCUCCAGUCAGGAAAGCACAGUGACAGAAUCUUCAAAACAGAUGACUCAAAGUCUGGUCAUCCAUUUAGAAGUCAGAGCAGAUCUCUGGGAGAGAGAAAGUGCAUUCCGGCUCACUGCCCUUGUCUCAUGUGUCUUAGCAGCACCUGAAGUUUUAAGAGUAUAAUGAUGUCUAGACUCACAGUUUUUCACUUUAUUAUGUGGACAUUAUUAAUUUUUUUGUACAAGCCCGUAGUAAAAGCAUCUGAAUAGGAAAGCUGUUUUCUUUCCUGUAAAAGGGCAGUAGCCAGCACUCGGUCGUAUAGGGUAAAAGGAAAAAGAAAGCUGUUGUCGCACGCAUGAAAUCGAAGACAGUAAACGCGACGGUGAUGAAGUCCAAGGAGCAUGCCGAGCAGUCAUUUGAACUAAUAGUGCUGCAGAGUGAAUGCGAAAUAGGCAUGUGUAUAACUCGUGUGUUGCAUACAUAGUGAGACGUUCCCUUGUGGAUGCAGGGUUCCAUAGACGGUAUUCAGUCCCCCUCUGCAGAUUUCCCAGCCAGUAAGGAAAACUGCUCUUCUUCAAUCUGAGUUUUAUUAUCUCUUUCCUUUCAUCUUGUGCUUUUUUUGUCCAUAUCAUGUAAAAGCUAUUUCUCAUAACAAAAGUUGUCUUCCUGUUACUCCAAGUGUCAAAGUGAACAACUGAACAGUAUACUGUUUUGGGAAGACUGACUCCAGAACCGCCAGCGCGACAGAGGAUUUGGACCCAUGUCCUCACCCUGUUUCAGGGCAGCCUCUGGGACAGGAGACGGCAGAGGCAUCACAGCUACCAAGGUCAGGGCCAAAGGAAUCUAGCAACCCUGGCCUCGGAAAUUCACAACCCUGGCUGUCAUUUACAGGGAGAUUUUUCUAAAGGGAAGAAUCUCAUAUCAGAGUAGCAGAGAGGUUGUUACAUUUUUUUUUAAUUGAAAUUACGAAAUGUCUGCUCCUUCAGUUUAGGGUGGACAGUUUAUCCAGUGAGCUAGGCAGCUUCUGUGUGCUGUGGUAAUAAGCCUUCUCAGCCAGUGUAUUUGUUUCUUUGAGUCAGUAUUCGACAUGUUAAAGGGGCCAAAGAUUGACUUUGCACUAUUUCCUUUCACUUACAGGCUGCUGAUUUUUUGUUUAAGUGAGCACAUUUCUCUCUCUCCCUCUAUCUCCUUUUCAUAUACAACUUUGGAAAUGUACUUGAUUUUAGAGAUUGCACUACUCCUGCAGGGUGGGAAGCCGGCACAGAGCAGGUAUAUAAGACUACCAUUAAUUACACUUGGAGCAAGGCCGCCUGCUUGCACUGUCCUGUCAGUCCGUGCAUUGAUAAGUAUGUUAUCCCUUCCUCCCAGAAGGUUUUUCCUUCCUUAAAAUAGCUGGGCGAGACCUUCCCUAGAAUUGUAUGUCAUACUCAUGAGUAGUAUCUUUAUCACUUAUUAUUUAUCAGAGUAUGAAGUUGAGUGUUUUACUUACACCAUUCCAUUUCUGAGCUACAAUAGUUCAUUAUGUAACUGAAGAAAAAGACUUCAUAAAUAACAUUAAAGGUGACUGUUCAUUGAAUUGAAUACAGGAAAUUUUUUCAAGAAUUCUAAUUACAGGGGAGUAAACUGAUGUUUAGUUUGAUCUUUAAAAAUCUGGCACUUCUUAACCUUUUAGUAACUUCUACAUUGCUCUAAAAUUUAUAAUAGAGUUAUGAAAUAGUCUUGACUUUUAAACCAAAGACAUUAUAAGACCUUAAAUUUUGUAGUUUAACUAAUUUCAACUUCUCUGGUUAUCUAGUCAAAGAACACUCUUUGAGUUUUUAAAUUGCCAUUUUCUAAAACUUUUAACUUCUGAUUUUAGAAAAAUUUAAGAAAAUUUUAUAUUCAUACUUGUCCGAAGUUCUAAUUUUUCUAGUAUGUCCACAUGAAAUUACAUUGUAUUUUAAAAAUAUUAAUUACUUGUGUUGAUAUUAUUAAAAUGGAUUUUGGUGCUAUAUACUUGUACGUAGUAUAUAGAAGUCUAAAGUACCGGAGAAGUACAUUUUCUAAGGGUGCCUGUCAUUUAAAAAACUAAACAUUUUGUGUUUUAAAAAAUUAGCACAUUGUUAGAGAUUUCAAGGAGGGUAAUCUUGAUUGUUAAAUUGCAGAUUCUUGUUAUUUGAACGAAGUAACCCACAUACUUGCUUUAUGCAGUUGGUGCACUCUGGAAAAGUUACAUGUAAAUAGAACUUUGUAAGUUGUUUUUACAUUGAUAGUAUCUCGUGUUUUCAUUUAAAACGGAAUUCCAUGACAUUUAAAAAAGUUAUAAAGGAAAAAAUGGUUUUGAUAAAAUGUUAGUCAUGUUCUAUUAUAACAUUAUAUUUAACCAUUGCUGCCAUUAAAAUAAGAUGAAAAGAUUCAUGGGGUUUCAUAAAAUCUUUUCUUUUUGGCUGUGUUCCCAGGACUGCCUCACUCCCUCUUUAUAAAAUCAGGAGCCACCAUUGCCUCCCAGCAGAUCCGAAGAGCGUGCUUUCUCUGCAGUCCAUAGCAACUAACAUUCUCUGCAAGUCAUAUACUGCCCAACUUUGCUCCUUCCUUCAGUGCCACUUCACUUCUUUUAAAGAUUUUUUUCCCAGUUUUAUCCAGAUGUUAUUGACAUAUACCACUGUGUUAGUGUAAGUUACAGAACACAGUGACUUAGUAAUGAAUAUAGACAUGGCCACCACAAUAACUUGAGCUACCAUCCAUUACCUGACAUAGUUUAAAACACUUUUUUUCCUUGUGAUAAGAAGUUUUAGGCUCUCCUCUCGCAGCAACUUGCAAGCAUAUAACACAGUGUCGGUAACUGCAGUCGCCACGCUGUUUAUUACCCCCCAGGACUUACUUAUCUCAUACCUGGAAGUUGGUACCUUCCCCCCUUCACCUGUUUUUCCUCCAUCCCCUCCUCUGCCUCUGACAGCCACCAGUCUGUCUGUUUCUGUGAGUUGAGUCUUCUUAGAUUCCACACAUAAGCAAGAUCACACGUCACUUGUCUUUCUCUGACUUAUUUUACUUAAUGUCCUUGCGGCCACUUCACUUCUACAAAAACUAGACACGCGGGUGUGGCAGAGCCGCUCCUGUUGCUGCCCUCGGACGAGGCCCUUUUCAGAUCUGUCUGCUGAGAGUGGCACGCGUACGCGCGCUGACACGCACACACAUCACACGUGAAUGUCUGGUUUCCAGUAAAUGCCCACUUUCUAAUUUUUAGUCUUUUGGAUGAAUUAUAUUUGGUUUUAGUUAUGUAAAAAGCUUGAAAAUCACCUGUCUCAAAGCAUCAGUCUUUGUCACAUCAAAUAGAUACUAAGUAUAUUUUUAAUACUAAAAUAUGCUCUAGGCGCUUUAUUUUUUCAAUUUUAUAAAUAUGAAAGUUAAAUUUUAUAAUACUGAUGUCUGGAUAUUACAAAAUACUAUCAACCUGGUUCAUAAUAGUGCAGUGAAGUUCUUUUCAAAGAUAUGUACUAUAGGCAUUGAAAAUUUACCACUUCACACUGGAAUGAAUUUCAAUAAAUUUUAUCAAAUAUGCUGUAGA